Messenger RNA from Penicillium canescens, 759 nucleotides. Its product is annotated as GNAT family N-acetyltransferase. The record is from RefSeq and is a predicted model, not a curated record. Lineage: Eukaryota; Fungi; Ascomycota; Eurotiomycetes; Eurotiales; Aspergillaceae. Gene Ontology annotation, molecular function: acyltransferase activity, transferring groups other than amino-acyl groups. The transcript has 2 exons. Bases 36 to 713 code for a protein of 225 amino acids.
UUUUUGUUGUGCGUUUCUCCAUUAGCUCAAAAAUCAUGAUCAGACCACGUGAAGCCACCGUUGCGGACAUUCCCCAGAUCCGGGAUAUCAAUCACUAUUACAUUGUCAACACGUCGCUCACAUUCGCAACGACCCCGCCACCCAUUUUUGAAUAUGAAGACAGACUGAGGGAUCUGAAGAGACGAAGACUCCCGUUCCUGGUGCUAGCGUCGGACCAAAGGAAGACGCAUGAUGGUGCCGACCUCGUCCUCGGCUAUGCUUAUUUGUCACCGUUCCGCGGGCACUUGCUUGCAUAUGCGCCUACUGUGGAGCUUUCAAUCUUUAUGCAUCCUGACGAGAGGGAUCAUGGGCUUGGUACUAUCCUCUUGGAGGCAAUAAUGAAUAUGGUUCGUGACGGCCAGGUGGAGCACCGGUGUGAAGAACGAGUUGGUGAUAUUGGGAGUCUGGUACCUGGUGGCUCUAUUGGCGUAUCGACAGAUGCUCGAGUCCGGAAUGUCGUCGCUGUAGUGGCCAUUGAUCCUGAUACUUAUAUGAAUGGAGAGGGAUUGCGGUCUUGGUACACUCAGCGGGGUUUUGUCGAAAAGGGACGGCUUGAUAAAGUUGGCGAGAAGAAUGGGAAGUGGAUCGAUACUGUUUAUCUUCAGUAUACAGCUCCUAAGCCUAUGCCUACAGAGUUUGAACAAAGUGUGGCCAGAUUGCAAUCGUGGCAUUGAUUAUGUCUGUGAUGAGAAUUUAGCUAGGUACAUAUUCAGCUCAGUG